CGCAGCGGGGUAACCAUGUCGGGCGGGCGCCUGCGGGGCUCGGUCCUGCUGUCACUCCUCAUCCUGCUGCUAGCCGCGACUGGCCUCUCGGGCGACGACGGGAGAGCCGUCUGGUCCAAGAAUCCUUCUUUGAGUCCGGUGAAUGAAAGCCAGCUGUUUCUCUAUGACACAUUCCCUGAAAACUUUUUCUGGGGUGUGGGGACCGGAGCGUUUCAGGUGGAAGGGAGUUGCAAGGAGGAUGCAAAAGGACCCUCUAUAUGGGACCAGUUCGUCGCCACUCACCUGAACGUCAGUGGCGUCAAUGGCUCCACUGACAGCUGCCUUUUUCUAGAGAAGGACUUAGGGGCGCUGGACUUCUUAGGAGUCUCUUUUUACCAAUUUUCCAUUUCCUGGCCAAGGCUCUUCCCGGAUGGUACGGUGGCAGCGGCCAACGCCAAAGGUCUACAGUACUAUAACGCCCUCCUGGACGCCUUGGUGCUUCGAAACAUUGAACCCGUGGUGACCCUCUACCAUUGGGACCUGCCUUGGACACUGCAAGAAAAGUAUGGGGGGUGGAAAAACGAUACCGUGGUCGAACUCUUCAAUGAGUAUGCCACAUACUGCUUCCAGACGUUUGGGGACCGCGUCAAGUACUGGAUUACCAUCCACAACCCCUAUCUGAUGGCUUGGCAUGGAUAUGGGACAGGUACGCACGCUCCGGGAGAGAAGGGGAACGUGGCAACUGUCUACGCUGUGGGACACAAUCUGAUCAAGGCUCAUGCAAAAGUUUGGCACAACUACAACAAGCAUUUCCGCCCACAUCAGAAGGGUUGGUUAUCCAUCACAUUGGGAUCCCACUGGAUUGAGCCCAACAGAUCAGAAAACGUCAUGGAUAUUCUGAAGUGCCAGCAAUCCAUGGUCUCUGUGCUAGGAUGGUUUGCCAGCCCGAUCCAUGGGAACGGUGACUACCCAGAGAUCAUGAAAAGAAAGUUGCAGUCCGUUCUACCUGUAUUUUCAGAAGCAGAGAAGAACGAGGUGAGAAGCACGGCAGAUUUCUUUGCCUUUUCCUUUGGGCCCAACAACUUCAAGCCCUUAAACACCAUGGCUAAAAUGGGGCAGAAUGUGUCACUCAACUUAAGACAAGUGCUGAACUGGAUUAAACUGGAAUACGGCAACCCUCGGAUCUUGAUCACCGAGAAUGGCUGGUUCACGGACAGUUAUGUGAAGACAGAAGACACUACAGCUAUGUACAUGAUGAAGAAUUUCCUCAACCAGGUUCUUCAAGCAAUCAGGCUAGAUGACAUCCCCGUGUUUGGCUAUACAGCCUGGUCUCUCCUGGAUGGCUUUGAGUGGCAGGACGCUUACAACAGCCGCCGCGGCCUGUUCUAUGUGGAUUUCCACAGUGAAGAAAAAGAAAGAAAACCCAAGUCCUCAGCCCACUACUACAAACAGAUCAUUCAAGAAAAUGGGUUCACUUUCAAAGAGUCCACCCCCGACAUGCAGGGUCAGUUCCCCUGUGACUUCUCCUGGGGCAUCACGGAGGCAGUUCUGAAGCCUGAGUCGGUGGCUUCCUCCCCGCAGUUCAGCGAUCCUCACCUGUACGUGUGGAACGCCACCGGCAACCGGCUGCUGCACCGCGUGGAAGGGGUGAAGCUGAAAACACGGCCGGCUCAGUGCACUGACUUCGUCUCCAUCAAGAAACAGCUCGAGAUGCUGGCCAGAAUGAAAGUCACUCACUACCGCUUUGCUCUUGACUGGGCCUCGGUGCUCCCCACGGGCAACCUGUCCGAGGCGAACCGACAAGCCCUGCGCUACUACAGAUGUGUGGUCACCGAGGGGCUCAAGCUCAACAUCUCCGCCAUGGUCACGCUGUACUACCCGACCCAUGCCCACCUGGGUCUGCCGGCGCCUCUGCAGCACCGAGGGGGCUGGCUGCACCCGUCCACGGCCCAGGCUUUCCGGGACUACGCGGGGCUAUGCUUUCAGGAACUGGGGGACCUGGUGAAACUCUGGAUCACCAUCAACGAGCCCAACCGGCUGAGCGACAUCUACAACCGCACCAGUAACGACACCUACCAGGCUGCCCACCACCUGCUGAUCGCGCACGUGCUCGCGUGGCACCUGUACGACCGCCAGUACCGGCCGUCGCAGCGCGGGGCGCUGUCCCUGUCCCUGCACUCGGACUGGGCCGAGCCGGCUAACCCCUACAGUGCCUCGCACCGGCUGGCGGCUGAGCGCUUCUUGCAGUUCGAGAUCGGGUGGUUCGCCGAGCCGCUCUUCAAGACGGGUGACUACCCGGCGGCCAUGAGGGAGUACCUUGCGGCCAAGAACCAGCUGGGACUCUCCAGCUCGGCGCUGCCCCGCUUCAGCGACGCCGAGCAGCGACUGGUCCGCGGCGCCGCCGACUUUUAUGCCCUCAACCACUUCACCACCAGGUUCGUGAUGCACGAACAGCAGAGCGGCAGCCGCUACGACUCGGACAGGGACGUGCAGUUCCUGCAGGACAUCACCCGCCUGGCCUCGCCCAGUCGCCUGGCCGUCAUGCCAUGGGGCCAGCGCAAGCUGCUCCGCUGGAUCCGCAGCAACUACGGAGACCUGGACGUGUACAUCACAGCCAACGGUAUUGACGACCAGGCUCUGCAGAACGACCAGCUCCGCCAGUACUACCUGGAGAAGCACGUUCAGGAGGCUCUGAAAGCAUACCUGAUUGACAAAGUCAAAAUCAAAGGCUAUUAUGCAUUCAAACUGACUGAAGAAAAAUCCAAGCCCAGAUUUGGGUUCUUCACAUCUGAUUUCAAAGCCAAGUCCUCCAUAGAGGUCUACAACAAGCUCAUCGCCAGCGGCGGCUUCCCUGUGGAGAACAGUCCUCCUGGGUGCGACCAGAUGCCAAGGCACACCGAGUGCACGCUCUGCUUCUUCCUCCUGCAGAAGAAGCCGCUGAUAUUCUUCAGCUGUUGCUUCUUCUCCACCCUGGUUCUGCUGCUAUCAAUCACCAUGUUUCACAGAUGGAAGAGACGGAAAUUUUGGAAAAGAAAGGACUUGCAACACAUACCAUUAAAAACAGGCCACAAGAGAGUUCUUAGCUAGAGUGAUCAUAUUCCUC
Molecule: messenger RNA, 3082 nt
Organism: Ochotona curzoniae (black-lipped pika)
Lineage: Eukaryota; Metazoa; Chordata; Mammalia; Lagomorpha; Ochotonidae
Gene: KLB
Product: klotho beta
Exons: 5
Coding region: 16-3066 (1016 amino acids)
Biological process (GO): carbohydrate metabolic process; fibroblast growth factor receptor signaling pathway
Molecular function (GO): fibroblast growth factor binding; fibroblast growth factor receptor binding; hydrolase activity, hydrolyzing O-glycosyl compounds
Source: RefSeq, a predicted model, not a curated record